Capsaspora owczarzaki ATCC 30864 is the source of this 1789-nucleotide messenger RNA. RefSeq names its product U3 small nucleolar RNA-associated protein 15. Gene Ontology annotation, molecular function: protein binding. The coding region runs from base 28 to 1614 and encodes 528 amino acids. Gene Ontology annotation, cellular component: nucleolus. The transcript has 9 exons. Lineage: Eukaryota; Filasterea; Ministeriida; Capsasporidae. The record is from RefSeq and is a predicted model, not a curated record. Gene Ontology annotation, biological process: rRNA processing; positive regulation of transcription by RNA polymerase I.
CUCCUCUUUCACAUAGUCGUCGUCGCCAUGAUGGAUUCGAGCGUGAUGGCUGAAUCCGCGUCUGCUGCUGUGCUGAUGGCUGCGUCUGAGGCUGCAGUCGGCAGUGGCAGCGGCUUCACCAACGCCUUCCCGGGCGUCACCACCAAGCAGUACCCUCGUCUUGCACGCCGCGAGACAAGCGAGUCGCGCUACUGGAAGCGCUUCAAGUUCCCAGUGGUCGUCAAAGAGUACUCGGCCGUCUCGCACAUUCACUUUUCGCCCACUGCGCCGUGGGAUUUCGCAGUGACGAGCUCCACUCGCAUCCAAAUUUACAGCAAGAAAUCCAACACGGUCAAGAAGACACUGUCCCGGUUCAAAGACGUUGCAUACUGCGGCACGUUCCGUCGUGAUGGCAAGCUCCUUGUGGCCGGCGAUGAGUCUGGCCUGGUUCAGCUCUUGGACCCGAACAGCCGAUCUGUCCUGCGCACAUUCGCUGGACACCAACGGGCCGUCCAUGUCACUCGAUUUGCCACCGACGACAACCAAAUCAUGUCUGCCGGCGACGAUGCUGUUGUGCGCUGCUGGGACAUUCCGGCCGAGCGACAGGUGCUCGCCCUGACUGGUCACACGGAUUACAUUCGCGCUGGUGUUGUGAGCCCAGUGGCGUCGGAUGUGUGGUUGACUGGAGGAUAUGACCAUAUGGUCAAGCUCUGGGACACUCGUGCUGGCUCAUGCACCAUGUCAAUGAACCACGGAGCGCCGGUCGAGCAAAUCCUGUUCUUCCCUGGCGGUGGUCUUGCCCUGUCCGCUGGGUCCAACCAGAUCAAAGUGUGGGAUGUUCUCGCAGGCGGUCGUCUUCUCCAGACCUUCUCCAAUCACCAAAAGACAAUCACCAGCAUGUGCCUGGACUCGCAGGGCAAGCGCCUGCUCACUGCUUCGCUCGAUCAGCACGUCAAAAUCCACGAUGUUACCGACUACAGCGUGACGCACAGCAUCAAGUACACUGCGCCCAUUUUGAGCAUGUCUCUGUCGCCUGACGACACACAUCUGGUUGUUGGUAUGGCCAAUGGUCUUCUCUCAAUUCGCCAUCGAGCGGUCAAGACCGCUGAAGUGGUCCGCCAGCUCAAGAGCGAGCGCGCCGUUCGGGGUGGCACGUAUCGUUAUUUUGUUCGCGGCAAGACUCAUCAGCCUUCUCAGGAUGAUUUCAAAGUCGAGGUGCGCCGCAAGCGACGACUAAAGCCGUUUGAGGUGUUUUUGAAAAAGUUCCAGUACCAAAACGCCCUGGACGCAGUGCUGAAUACUGGUCAGCGCCCAAUCAUUGUCAUCUCUCUAUUGGAAGAACUUGUCCACCGCGACGGCUUGCGAAUCGCGCUGGCCGGGCGUGACGAGAUCACCCUGGAGCCCCUGAUUGUUUUCCUGAUCAAGAAUAUUGCCAAUCCGCGCUAUUCAUCUCUAUUGAUUGAUUUGAGCAACAUGCUUUUUGACAUUUAUACUCCCGCACUCGGUCAGUCGAUCGUGAUCGAUGAGCUCUUUGUCAAGCUUCAACGCGUCAUUGCCACCGAGAUUGCCUUCCAAAAGCAACUUUACCAAUUGAUUGGCUCGCUGGACAUGAUUCUUUCUUCCUCGCAAUCAUGAAGCGGAUGAAGUUGUCCUGUCCCAUUCAUUUGGGGGAUUUGUCACACUAAUAUGAAUCGAAAUAGAAAAAAUACUGCAGAAAUCAAAAAUAACAAUGGAUGUGGGUGGUUUUUUUUUUUUUUUGUUUGUUUGUUUGAGGGGUCUUUGACAACACCAACAAUGAAUGAAUAAAGAC